UCUAAUCCAAACCUAAACGGACUUAUAAUUACCACUAAUUAGCAUUAAUCAUAUCUCUCUUGUAACUCCAAAUUUAACAGAGCAAUCAAUUAGCCGUCACCCCACGUCCUCAAAUGGAUUUAUCAUCACUUCAUUUCUUCUCUCUAUCUCUCUCCUGUUUCUAUAUAUAAGUGGUUUCUCCCUCUCUGGCUUUACAACACACCCUUAUCUCUCUUGCUCGCACUGUACAAUGGCUGAUCAUACACUCAACGAAGAGAACCCCUUCUCAGUUCCAACCCAUUCACUUUCCUUUGAUAAUCACAGCUUGUUAAUGGAUCCUUCAUUUGAAUGGGAAGAAGAGCAUCUUUUUAUGAACAACUCUGUUUAUGAAGCUUUUCCUUUGCCUACACCUUUACCUGACCUUGAACCCUUGUCUCAAGAUGUACUCGAGUCAUACAGCUCUGCAUCAUGGAACGUAACAGAUCAGAACAGUGGACAAGGUGACUUGGAGCAGAAUACUGAACAAGAAGCAGUGCAAGAGACGACUAAUAAGAGGAAAAUUAACAGAUAUGUUACUACCUACACAACCUUUUCAACUUCAAAGGCAUUGUCCAUGGAAACUAUAUCUCUAUACUUCUACAUGCCAAUAACUCAGGCAGCCACGGAACUGAACGUUGGUUUAACUCUUCUAAAAAGAAGAUGUCGCGAGCUAGGCUUUACUCGGUGGCCUCAUCGCAAACUCAUAAGCCUACUAGCUCUGAUUAGUAACGUCAAGCUGCAGGAGUUUGAAGGAGGAGAGAAUGCAGAAAAACUCAAGAACGCACUGCUGGAGAUGCUAGAGAAUCAGAAGAAGAGGAUUGAAGAGAAUCCGGAUUUGGAGUUUGAUGACAAGACAAAGAGGCUAAGACAAGCUUGUUUCAAGGCUACACACAAGAUGAAGAAGAAGGCGAGUCUCAAGUCUGAUGACCACUUGUGUGGUUUCACAAAUGAGUUUAAUUAG
Brassica oleracea var. oleracea is the source of this 979-nucleotide messenger RNA. Its product is annotated as protein RKD2-like. NCBI's taxonomy places the organism in Eukaryota, Viridiplantae, Streptophyta, Magnoliopsida, Brassicales, Brassicaceae. The transcript has 4 exons. The coding region runs from base 230 to 979 and encodes 249 amino acids. The record is from RefSeq and is a predicted model, not a curated record. Gene Ontology annotation, molecular function: DNA-binding transcription factor activity.